Porites lobata is the source of this 2246-nucleotide messenger RNA. The record is from the annotation of a GenBank genome assembly. NCBI's taxonomy places the organism in Eukaryota, Metazoa, Cnidaria, Anthozoa, Scleractinia, Poritidae.
AUGGAUACAAUGGUCAUUUUAACUCCAACAAAAUCUACAACACCUCACAGGUAAGAAUAACCUACCACGCAGACGUUUUUAGGGGAUCCUAGGGGCUUCAUCGGGUUACUGCCCCACGAACGUGGAAAAGGUACUCAUGACGAGGACCCUAAGAAAGGCUUUGGUAGAUUGUGCUAGCAUAAUUUAAAGCAUAAUUCAGCAAAACGAGCAUUAUUUUAAGCUUUUAUUUCAGUUUAGCACUGCUAGCAUAAUCCGAGCUUUUAUGCGUUGAAAACAAAAAAAACCCAUCAUAGCUCUAGAACAAUUCAGUUUGUAUUUUAUUUCUGUAUUGUUUUUGGAAAAUAUUGAGGUCUGUGCUAAGGUCAGUAAAACGGGCAACAAAAAUGGCAACUUGUUUUGCAGCACUGCAUCAAAACGAGUUAAAAAUCGAUGUUGCGCGUUUUGCUACCCACAUUCAAACAUGUCUUGCAGCAAAUCAGGUUGCUGCAGGUUGCGAAAAGUUGUUGCAGAAAGUAGAGAGUAGUUCUACUUUUAGCAACAAAACCCGUACAUGUUGCGCGUUAUACCGGCCCAGGCCAAAAUUGUUUUCAGCAAGUGACGUAACUCCCGUGCCGUGGCGUGAACUCCCCCGUACUUUUAUCCAAUCAUGAUCAGAAGUCAGUAUUCACGCAACUUGCAGCAAACUUUAUUUGUUAGAAGACAGGUUUGAACGUGGGUGGUGAAACGCGCAACAUCGCUAUUCAACUAGCUUUGCAGCAAUGUUGCAAAACAAGUUGCACGUUUUCGUAGCUCGUGUUACCGUACCUUUAGGUAAGAAUUAUUUUAAUCUUUUCUAAAUACUAAACUGAAAAUAAAAACUGAAAAUAUAACAGCCUCGGGUAUCCCUUAGAUUAAAAACAAAACACAAAGAACAAUAAGGAUGCAAGGAAAAUGUAUAGUUUUGGUUAAACUUGACGUUUAAAUCGCCGUUGUUGGUUAAAAUAGAUAGGUAUUGUGUCCUGGUGCUGGUAUAGUUUAACAGUGUCUUCUCCAUCUCUUUCGACCAGCAAAUCCUAGAAUUGUCUUUUUCUAGAAACUUGAAUCCCGGAAUCUAAAAAAGGUCUUACACUAGGGAGUUUGCCAGCCGGGAAUUAGAACUUACUGGAUGGCGUCUUCCACAUUUACUUAGCUGGGUUAACUUUUUGUUAUUCUGAUUAAAGGUAAGGUAAAAAAGGCCCAAACGGCUGGAGCUUAGCCACGAUUCCUUAACAUGAAAUAUGCCUAGGAGUAUUGCUACUCCCCCCCGGACAAGAUGCUAGUACAUCGCAGGGUUACCCCCCAGCAGUAUGUCGCCGGAAGAGAGACAAAGUCCUUGUCUAUAAGGGAAUAACGCGACGGGCGAGGCCUGAAUCCCGGGCCUCCAGAUGCGGAUUGCGAGGUGUUAACCGCUGGGCCACACACGUCUCCAUGUUAUUCUGAGUAACAGUUACUUAUUUAUUCAAAAUAUUUCUACCGGCAAACUUUUUCAUUUCUCUAACCUGCUUGAGAUGACCAAAUUUGAGGGAUGUUUGUAGUUAUUUCAGCACUGACGUCUGUCGCUAACGUCAAGGAUGGAAUAUAGAAAAUUGUCCACGAAUGACGUUAGGUAAGACAGCAGCGCAGCAGGUUAGUUGUUUUUGCAGGGAGUGGAAAAGCAAAAAAGAAUGAAAGCGAAGACGAAAGAGCCAAAAGACCAGCAAAUAAGGGGAGCAGGAAUACGCUAAAAUACUAUGCACUGGAUAUCAACUGCUUUUCAAAAAAUAUCUUAAUGAAAAAAUCCGUUCAUUUUCUUUAACGCUGAUGACCCGUGGACAAUGUUGUGAAGAAGCUAAGGUCUACGUGGAGGUAUUGUAAUGAUGUUUUGAGUUGGAAGGCUCGUCUUAUACCCUCAGGGAUCGGCAUAACUCUUCAUGUUAAAAGAAAGCUGUAUUCAAUAAUUAUUUAUUAAUUAUUUUUCAUAUGUGAGUUGUAAAUGUGUUGUAGCAAUAAGGCGCAUUUGUAUUGAACGGUAGACCUCGAGUUCUGGAGGGCAAAGUUGAAUUUCAAUUCAUCGAAAUUAUUUGAAAAAAUGACACAUGUAUGACAUUUUCAGGUGUACUCUGCCGUCCGCGUAUAAUAACUGGUCACCAUGGGCCUGGAACUGGUGGCUUACUCAGCCAAAACAUGACGUCAUCAAAGAAGAAACAGAGCGAGAAGGAAAACAAACCGCUGACAACAAACAGCAGACA